AUGGUUGGAUAUUUUGAUGUCUCUGUGAAAACAUUAUAUGUAGACACAGCCAUUAAUCAUGAUGAUCAAUCAAAAGAAUCUAAUCCUCAGAAGACUACGGUCGUACCACCCGAAGUUUCAAAUGCCAAAUCAGUUACUGAGGGGGUUCGAAUUUCAGGCAUCCCUAUGAACAUAUCUAAUAUGGACACAAAUGUCACCAUGGUUAAUGACGAUGCUACCACUGAUGAUGUUGGGUUUAUGGGUACAUUUGCUUAUCUCAAAUUUGAUCCGGAGGAAGAAAACAUACCAAAUCUUAUGUUAAUGUCUGGUAAAUAUUUCAAAAUUCUUAACAGGAAGUCGAACUCAUUAUUACAACUCCAGGCGGAUGCAGGGGGUUGUCAUUCGUUAUCGGGAAUCAAAGUUGGUGUAAUGCUCAAGGGUCAAGAGCUUCGUCUGAAGGAUGAGUUGGACAUAAAAGGCAGAAACAAUCAAAAACAUGUCAAGGCUCAAUCAUCAUCUUUUCAUCAAUAA
Messenger RNA from Lactuca saligna, 510 nucleotides. The record is from the annotation of a GenBank genome assembly. NCBI's taxonomy places the organism in Eukaryota, Viridiplantae, Streptophyta, Magnoliopsida, Asterales, Asteraceae.